UGCAAUAUUAAACCGUUGUCAGGAAGUGACGUUGCUUAGCUACCAGACACCGUCACGUUGACCGACAUCUAGCCUUUCCUGUAUCGUGGAAGAAUGUGUUUUUUCAGUGAACCUUUUCUUUACAUUUGCCCUGUUUCUUGACGUAAAUGCAACUGUAACGUGCCUGUUGACCCUUUGCAAGGUUUAGUGUUGAGGAAGUCUGCCAUGUUCCACCCCGGUGAACUAGAUGGUGAAGUGGACCAUUCCUUUUUUGACAGUGACUGUGAUGACGGCAGUAGAGACGGAGGAGAAAACACUGAGAGAGGCUGGAAGGCUGAAAAGGAGAGCCUAUCAGCACUUGAGAGGCUACGUGCAAAACAGGCGGAAAAAAACAAAGAUGGCUCUCCAAGGACUGAUGGGACAAAACUACCUCUAAAGCUAGUCAUCAACAACAGUAGCAGCAGAGCAGAAAAUAAAGAGAACCGCUCUCAAUUAAUAGAAGAAGGUGUAUCAUCAUCAUCAUCGGUUGCCUGUAGAACUGAUAAAGCCGAACAUAUUGGCAGUGAUGGUGACGCAGACUCAAAUUUUCAGUCCAAAAGGCACAAUGGCAAACUUAUGGAGCCACUGGAUGAGGCCAGGGAGGCAGAUUGUAAGAUUGUGUACAGCCAGAGCUCGAGUGAGUAUGAAGAAGAUCCAUUGCCAGCCAAACACUUAAAUGAGAAAAAGAAACAAUCUCCUAAAAAGCAGAUAAGAAAUCGUCACACCCGCAGUCCAUCCCCCACUUCAACUGAGAGCAGCAGUGAUGCAGACUCAGAGAGCUCCUCUUUAAGCAGAAAUGGGAGAAGCCGUGUAGAUUCCCCCACCCUCCACAAACCCAGAAAGCCGCCCUUGUCCCCUGGAGGGAGAAGGACCUCAGCAGGAUCUCGGGACGGUCCUGUGAGCCGUACAGAGGAGUCAGAGGACACCGUGACAGAUGUGAGCCCCCUCUCUUCUCCUGACAUCAGCCCUCUCCAGUCAUUGGACUUGAACCACACGGAGGCUAAAGAGGUGCAGCGGUUGGAGAGUGUGCCCUCCAGUGGCCUCAGCAACAUGUGCCCAGAUGAGGAUUCAGAUCAGGAUGUGGAGUGCUCCCUCGGUUCAGAGAGUCAGCUUGGAGGUCAACUGGUUUUCUGCUUUCCUGGGGCAAGCAAUCGGAAGAACUACUCAUUCACCAAUGACGAGGUGCAGCGCAUAGAUCGGGAGAACCAGCGUCUUCUUCGUGAGCUUUCACGCCAGUCUCCGGGGCCCAGACCAGGAAGUAAAGCGAGGAAGCAAACCCCCACGGCCAGCAAGUUGCCCCCUAGUCGCCUCUCUCACAGCGCACUCAACAGGCAACGGGAACAGCAACGCAUCGAGAGGGAAAACUUGGCUUUCUUGAAGAGGCUGGAGUCCGUCAAGCCAACACCUGGCCUAAAGCGUGCAGAACAGCUGAUGGACUACCAGCAGCACAGCGGAAUCGUGGGAGCUCCUUCAUACCCCGUCUGUAUGUCCACCAUGAAGUCAGACAGGUCCACCAGCAAGACCCCCUCAGCAGGUUCCAGGCCAGCCAGUUCCACCCAACACAGCUCCAGAGCGGUUUCCACAAGUAACUUCAGAAGAAUUCCCUUACCCAAGUCAGGUGCAGCCUGGAGCUGAGAACUUUACCAUUUCCACAUCGCUAAUCAACAAAGCAACCUAUGGCUGGUGUAUAUUUAAUAGAAAAUGUGAUGUUGUCAUGGUACUUAGCUUAAAGCCUCUUUUUUGCACCGGUUCAACGCACUCUUUGUUGACUUAACAGACUAUUCAGUGAUUUCUUUUGUCAUGCUCAUCAAUCAUUAAGAUGGACUUUUUUCCCCAUUGCAAAUGAUGAAUGUUAGCUCAGAGAUAUUAAAGCAUUUGAAUUGUUUAACUGUGGCUUCAGACUAGUGCAGUCACUCAUCAGGCUAGCUUUAUUUUUGUUAAGAAUGUGCUAUACUUUUACAGCUGUGUUAAAAUAACAAUAAACAGUUCCAGAGGGAAACUUUCCAUUAAAUCAGCAUUUUCUGUGCUCCUUUUUGUCAUAUUUAUACUGUUGAUAAGUUAUGUUUUUAAAACAGAUAUUUUAACUAUGGUAUUAAGUUUAACAUGUUUUUGUAGAACUAAUUGCUCUUGUAAUGGGAGUGGUUGCUCAAUAUGUGUUUCUAAAUUAAAGAUAGCUGUAUUCCAUUUAGCUGCUUCAGUU
Messenger RNA from Pungitius pungitius (ninespine stickleback), 2218 nucleotides. It is a transcript of the gene cfap97, whose product is annotated as cilia and flagella associated protein 97. The coding region runs from base 205 to 1653 and encodes 482 amino acids. Gene Ontology annotation, biological process: spermatogenesis. The transcript has 5 exons. The record is from RefSeq and is a predicted model, not a curated record. Lineage: Eukaryota; Metazoa; Chordata; Actinopteri; Perciformes; Gasterosteidae.